Torulaspora globosa is the source of this 294-nucleotide messenger RNA. It is a transcript of the gene SMT3, whose product is annotated as SUMO family protein SMT3. Gene Ontology annotation, cellular component: nucleus; septin ring. The coding region runs from base 1 to 294 and encodes 97 amino acids. Gene Ontology annotation, molecular function: ubiquitin-like protein ligase binding; protein tag activity. The transcript has a single exon. Lineage: Eukaryota; Fungi; Ascomycota; Saccharomycetes; Saccharomycetales; Saccharomycetaceae. The record is from RefSeq and is a predicted model, not a curated record. Gene Ontology annotation, biological process: protein sumoylation.
AUGUCUGAGAGUCCACCAGAAGCAAAACCAGAGGCCAAGUCAGAAGUUAAGCCGGAAACACAUAUCAACUUGAAAGUCACCGACGGUUCGUCCGAGAUUUUUUUCAAGAUUAAAAGAACGACGCCUCUGAGGAGGUUGAUGGAUGCGUUUGCCAAGAGGCAAGGCCGCGAGAUGGAUUCUCUGAGAUUCUUGUACGACGGUGUGCGGAUCCAGCCAGAUCAGACCCCGGACGAUCUGGAUAUGGAGGAUAACGAUAUCAUAGAGGCCCACAGGGAGCAAAUCGGAGGUUGUUAG